ACGCACGUGUAGACUCAACGACACUGUUAUACCCCGUCUUGUCGAAAUCAUUGUUUGUUGCCCAGACCUGGUUGAGGUUCUGAAACUUCUAAAAAUCAUACUCGAGUCAUCCAUCGUAUUCGUUCAGCGCUCAACAACCGCGUAAAAUGCAUGUAAAGAGGGUGACACUGACAUCCAAGAAGAACUGGUGGAUGGUGGAGCUUGAUGAGAAAGAGAACAAACUUGAAGGGUCAACAAAAUCAUUCUCAUCGUCAGAGGAGACGGCAGUAGCACCCGAUCCCUUACACCGCCACUACCAUCACAACAAUAACGACACCCAGAAAUCCUCCUCGCCAAACCCUUCACCACCCAUUUAUAACCCACCGCGACAUCCAACGUCCAUAUUUUCAUUUCCCACUCCAACAGCAUACUGUGCACCCCCUAAUCCUACCGCCAAUCUCGCGCCUGUGGCCCAGGGCUCGGCAUCGGAGCUCUUCAAAUGUAUCGUCAAGAAGCCCGACGUUGUACAGCUUGAAAUCAAUGGAGAGAUGCAAUCCAAUGCCUCAGACGUCACCACCCAGUUUCUGGCAGAGCUCCGCGUGUACACCACUGUCGCACGUCAUCGUAAUAUAGCCGCAUUCCUCGGAUGUUUGGAGAAUGUCGGUAUGGUACUCGAAUACAUAGACGGCCGUACAUUGUACGACGUUAUUCGCGCACGACCUGAGCUUUCUAUCGCACAAAAGAUCGAUUACCACAACCAACUAUUAGCAGGCCUCACGCAUAUGCACUCCUAUGGUUUAAGCCACGGAGAUUUAUCAAUGCUAAAUAUUCAAGUCACAAACUCGGCAAAUACCAUUAAGCUUCUCGACUUUGGGCGCUCAGUAUCUGCGGAUUCUCUAUUCUCUUCACCUUCAGAUGAACCAGAAGAUCCAUUUGCACAUAUACGAAAACCUAGCCCACCACAAAAGGGAACAACGAAAAAGGUGGAGCAAAUACACCCAGGAACGCGCCCAUUUGCAGCUCCAGAGGUCCUACGCGGUGAGUGUAGGGACCCGCUUCUCGCAGAUGCAUAUAGUUUCGGCAUGAUUCUGGUGUGCAUCGACCGGUGCGAGCUGAUAGAUCUAAAACCAUGGGAACAGCGAAAGGAUCUUCUACCUACGGGGCUCUUCGAUGGGUGCGUGGUCUUCGAAGUGCGUGCGAGGGAGUAUCUGCGCAAGUGGGAUACGAGAAGGAGGCUGGAGAAAACCGACGUGAUGACGGUGUAACGAAACUGGUCGUUCAGGUAUAAGACUUGCGCUUUUACACAGGACAAAUGUCCGUUCUUUACAGUAAUGACCCACCUUAACGGACGAUAAAAACCAUACCUCUUUCACGACAAAUUUCCCCCACUCCGUUCUCCACGUGUUUCAUCCACUAGCAUACAGUGUACUACAACCCUUUUCAUCCCCACAUGUUAUCUUGCACGUCUUGUCUCUCUUGGAGUCCAUAUCGUUACUUACGGGUGACUUACACCACUGGCACUCGCCCUUUUGAUUUCGUAUCUCAUUCUACGUUUCUGGUAUUGGUUUACGGUUGGGCCGCAUCUGUAAUAACACACUCUACUUGAGGACCGUAUUUUGGGUCACUUUUCCAUACUAUGCAUACUUUCCAAGGGUUAGAUUUUGAUUA
Molecule: messenger RNA, 1647 nt
Organism: Serpula lacrymans var. lacrymans S7.9
Lineage: Eukaryota; Fungi; Basidiomycota; Agaricomycetes; Boletales; Serpulaceae
Exons: 2
Coding region: 147-1244 (365 amino acids)
Biological process (GO): protein phosphorylation
Molecular function (GO): protein kinase activity; ATP binding
Source: RefSeq, a predicted model, not a curated record